Messenger RNA from Varanus komodoensis (Komodo dragon), 1411 nucleotides. Its product is annotated as zinc finger protein 474-like. The transcript has 4 exons. Lineage: Eukaryota; Metazoa; Chordata; Lepidosauria; Squamata; Varanidae. The record is from RefSeq and is a predicted model, not a curated record.
GGUUUAAGUACUGACAUUUCAAGGAUUAAAAAAAGACACAAAAAAGGUAAAACAGAAAAAAAACUUACAAAAAAAAAGCAACAUUACUGGAACAUCUCAAUUAGAACACUGCAAAUGUGGCCAAAUCCUCCACGGCUACCCUCUGUCAUUAUAGUUUCUGGUAUUUUUAUCCCAGAGACCUCAGCUGUUGUUAAAGGAGCAAGGUCAAGCAAAAGACAAUGACAGAGAUGACAAGGUCCAAACAAGCACCAAGCCAGUCCAGAGGGACUGUUGAUGAAGCAUUUUAGACUUCAUGGAAACAGCUUUAAUGAAAAAGACUUUAAGCAAACAUCAUAAAUCUGUGCCAAAUGCUGGAAAAGCCCUUGCUCACCCCUCCACCAGCUCACCUUCAAAACAGAGUUCACCACCCAUUGCGCCAGAUCUUCCCACACUUCUGCCAGAAGUCGUAGGUUUAAGGUCUAUCACUAAAAUAAACUGGGAGAAAAAGAGGCCCGGCACUGUGGUGGUAUCGAAACGGUCAGCUACUGGAGGCAUGUCUCAGGAUCAGUGGGAUCGGCCAGUCAUUGCACCACGAAGACCAGGCUUCAGGGUGUGCUUCAUCUGUGGCAAAGAGUUUGGGUCACAGUCCCUUCCUAUCCAUGAGCCGCAAUGCCUAGAGAAGUGGCAUAUUGAAAAUGACAAGUUACCAAAGCAUCUAAGAAGACCAGCACCUGUUAAACCUCAAGCCCUUCCUGGAGGAACAUAUGGUGCAAUGGCUGAAAACACAGCAGCUACUCAAAGUUACCAAGCUCAGCUCCUGCCAUGUCAAAACUGUGGUCGCACUUUCCUUCCAGACCGUCUCAUUAUACACCAGAGGAGUUGCAAAACAAAGGCUGCUCCAGGUCCUUCAAGCAACAGCUCCCCUAAAUUGCUUAGAUCUACAGGUUAUGGCCCAGCAUCUUCCGUACCAGACAAGCCUUCAGUGAUAAGGCGGCCUCCAGCCGUUAUUUGCUACAUUUGUGGCCGUGAGUAUGGAACACAUUCAAUAGGCAUCCAUGAACCACAGUGUCUGAAAAAAUGGCAUAUUGAGAAUGAUCAAUUGCCCAAACAUUUACGAAGACCGGAACCGAUAAAGCCAGUGGUUACACCUGUUGGAGGCAAGGGCUACUAUGAUCUUGAUGCUUUAAAUGAGUCUGCCUGGCAAAGUGCCCAGAGCCAGUUAGUCCCAUGCAAUAUUUGUGGUCGCACCUUCUUGCCAGACAGACUGAUCGUCCACCAGCGGUCCUGCAAACCGAAGACACCAAAAUAAAAUGCUUCUCCUUCCAAGACAAGUUUUGAAGAGCAGCAUUCCUCUGUGACCUAUAGGAUAGAUAGAGGUCUCAGCACUGAAGAAUCAUCGCACUAUACAAAAUCAAGUUCCAAACGUGUUUGA